CAACAUCGACGUCUUUAACACGCUGUCAUCUCGUGUAUGCGUGCACUUUUACAAUAUGUUACGUUCGGUAAUACAAGGUGCAAAACGCUUUCAUCAACCAUUUGGAUAUUUGACCAGGAAUGUAGUUUCUAAUUGGCAAUGUAUGAAUGGAAUACAUGUAGCAUGGCGAAACUUAAAGAACGAACAUGUCAAAUUUUAUUCUACAGAUGAUCCGCAUUACGUAGAAAUUGAUUUCUCCAAGAAAACCUACGACGAUGAAUCUAGCGCAGAUAAAGACCUUAAAACUAUUUCUCCAGUGUUGGAGGAAAAACCAGAAUUCGUCUACAUAGAGCGGAUCCAAGAAGAGCACUACUGGGGUAGGAUCCGCUCCCUGAUGAGGAGGCUGGGAUACACAGGGUACCUUGAGGAUUUGAGGCACGGCAGGGGUAGAGGGGUAUUUAUCAGAGACGAUGUUCUCGAAGUCAUCAAGCCGUAUUAUGGGACGGUGUACAGGUCAAGGCGACCUGAUCCAAUCUAAAACUCACAGAAUACUAGAACUGGUAUAAGCUGAUCCGGUGAUAGAAACUGAUUUUUAUUAUAUAUGUUGUGAUUAUUGCUAACAAAACAAAUUAAAUUGCUUGCAUAAUUAUAGUGAUCUACAAGUAUAUACGUUUUAUACAUAUUAAUUUUUAUCUACAAAUAUGUAAUUAAGCUCUGUUUACAUGGAUUCAUUUACUUAGAGGUGUAAAUUUUACAUGAUUGUAGUCAAAUUUUAUCCUUGGUAUGUGAAUGAACUAUUUUCAUUGCGUUCACAAGCACUCUCAAUCUGUACGGAAAUCAGUAGUACGUUUAAGUACUUGUUUUGGAUUUCUAGUUGCUCUUCGACUCACUCUAUGUUCCUCCCAUAUACUAAGAAACACACGUUCAAUUCUUGCUUAAAUGCUACUUAAAAUAAUAUUUGGACAUGAUAAUAAAACAGCAGGUCACUGUU
This is a messenger RNA of Saccostrea echinata, 970 nucleotides long. RefSeq lists its product as uncharacterized. The record is from RefSeq and is a predicted model, not a curated record. The transcript is spliced from 3 exons. The coding region runs from base 56 to 517 and encodes 153 amino acids. Lineage: Eukaryota; Metazoa; Mollusca; Bivalvia; Ostreida; Ostreidae.